Cynocephalus volans (Philippine flying lemur) is the source of this 4055-nucleotide messenger RNA. It is a transcript of the gene KDM4C, whose product is annotated as lysine demethylase 4C. The transcript has 22 exons. The record is from RefSeq and is a predicted model, not a curated record. The coding region runs from base 185 to 3352 and encodes 1055 amino acids. Gene Ontology annotation, molecular function: histone H3K9 demethylase activity. Gene Ontology annotation, biological process: chromatin remodeling; regulation of gene expression. Gene Ontology annotation, cellular component: chromatin; nucleus. NCBI's taxonomy places the organism in Eukaryota, Metazoa, Chordata, Mammalia, Dermoptera, Cynocephalidae.
GGCGGAGUGACCGGGCGUCUUCGGCCCGUGCGCGUGCGCAGCGAACAGCUGUCACCCAGUGCGGAACAAGUCUCCUAAAUUUCCCAAAUCUCCCUAGGCCGAAGAGCACCGUCUUCUUUCUUAUCCUUCUCCUCCGGGUCGUGUCCUCGCCCUCACCCACGCGCCAGAGAUUGCCCUAGCAAUCAUGGAGGUGGCCAAGGUGGAGAGUCCUCUGAACCCCAGCUGUAAGAUAAUGACCUUCAGGCCCUCCAUGGAAGAGUUCCGGGAGUUCAACAAAUACCUCGUGUACAUGGAGUCUAAAGGAGCCCAUCGAGCGGGUCUUGCAAAGGUGAUUCCUCCUAAGGAGUGGAAGCCAAGACAGUGUUAUGAUGACAUUGAUAAUUUGCUCAUUCCAGCGCCGAUUCAGCAGAUGGUCACAGGGCAGUCAGGACUGUUCACUCAAUACAACAUCCAGAAAAAAGCCAUGACCGUGAAGGAGUUCAGACAGCUGGCCAACAGUGACAAAUACUGUACUCCGAGAUACUUGGAUUAUGAAGAUUUGGAGCGCAAGUACUGGAAGAACUUAACUUUUGUUGCACCUAUCUAUGGCGCAGAUAUUAAUGGGAGCAUUUAUGAUGAGGGUGUGGAUGAGUGGAAUAUAGCUCACCUAAACACGGUCUUGGAUGUGGUUGAAGAAGAGUGUGGUAUUUCUAUUGAGGGUGUAAAUACCCCUUAUCUCUAUUUUGGCAUGUGGAAAACCACAUUCGCGUGGCACACCGAGGACAUGGACCUCUACAGCAUUAAUUAUCUCCACUUUGGAGAGCCCAAGUCUUGGUAUGCUAUACCCCCGGAGCAUGGAAAACGACUUGAAAGACUAGCUCAAGGUUUUUUCCCAAGCAGCUCCCAAGGGUGUGAUGCAUUUCUUCGCCACAAGAUGACACUGAUUUCUCCAUCAGUAUUGAAGAAAUAUGGUAUUCCCUUUGACAAGAUCACCCAGGAGGCUGGAGAAUUUAUGAUCACUUUCCCUUAUGGCUACCAUGCUGGUUUUAAUCAUGGUUUCAACUGUGCAGAAUCUACAAAUUUUGCAACCGUCAGAUGGAUUGACUAUGGAAAAGUUGCUAAAUUGUGUACUUGCAGGAAAGACAUGGUGAAAAUUUCAAUGGAUAUCUUCGUUAGGAAAUUCCAGCCAGACAGAUACCAGCUUUGGAAGCAAGGAAAGGAUAUAUACACCAUUGAUCAUACAAAGCCUACUCCAGAAUCCACCCCUGAAGUAAAAGCAUGGCUGCAGAGGAGGAGGAAAGUAAGAAAAGCAUCGAGGAGCUUCCAGUGUACUCGGUCUCACUCUAAAAGGCCUAAGACUGUAGAAGAUGAGGAAGUAUCAGCCGAAGUCGAUGGGGCAGAGGUCCCUAUCCCUUGUCCAGGCACAGGUGACCUCAAGGUCAGUGAAAAGCCAGAAGAAGCAGAGAAGCUGGGGAUCACAGGAGCGCCUUCAGAAGAAGAGGUUUCUGCUGUCAAGACACAGGCGUAUCAGAGUUUAUUGGAUAAUAUCAAACUCGCAGGAAACAGCUGCUUAUGUACAUCUGUAAUGGAGGAAGUAAAAGCUGAAAAUGACAAAGCCUGUGACAUAACUGCACCUUCUAAAUCCAAUGAGCAUAGUGAUUCCGUACUGUUAUCCAGUGGCCAUGUGAGGUCCGAGGAGUCAGACCCAGCCAAGCUUUCAUGGCUGAAGUCACCUGAGUUGUGCUCCUCAGUGGCAGAGAGUAAUGGUGUGUUAACCGAGGGAGAAGAGAGUGAUCUGGAGAGCCGCAUGAAUGGCCUUGAACCUGGGGAAAUCCCAGCGGUCCCCAGUGGAGAGAGAAAUGGCUUCAAAGUCCCCAGUAUAAUAGAAGGAGAGACCAAGACCUCUAAGAGUUGGCGCCAUCCGCUUACUAAGCCUCCAGCAAGAUCCCCUCUGACCCUUGUUAAGCAGCAGGCAGCAAGUGACGAAGAAUUGCCUGAGGUCCCUUCGGUUGAGGAGGAGGUAGAAGAAACAGAGUCUUGGGCAAAGCCUCUCAUCCACAUUUGGCAGACGAAGCCCCCUAACUUUGCAGCUGAGCAAGAGUAUAAUGCAGCUGUGGCCAAAAUGGAGCCACACUGUGCCAUCUGCACUCUGCUCAUGCCGUACUACAAGCCAGAUAGCAGCAAUGAAGAAAAUGAUUCUAUAUGGGAGACAAAGUUAGAUGAAGUAGUUACAUCUGGAGGAAAGACUAAGCCUCUCAUUCCAGAGAUGUGUUUUAUUUAUAGUGAAGGAAAUAUAGAAUAUUCUCCACCCAGUGCCUUCCUUGAAGAGGAUGGAACAAGUCUUCUGAUUUCCUGUGCAAAGUGCUGUGUACGGGUUCAUGCAAGUUGUUAUGGUAUCCCUUCUCAUGAAGUCUGUGAUGGAUGGCUGUGUGCCCGGUGCAAAAGAAAUGCAUGGACAGCAGAAUGCUGUCUUUGCAAUUUGAGAGGAGGUGCUCUUAAGCAAACUAAGAACAAUAAGUGGGCCCAUGUCAUGUGCGCUGUUGCGGUCCCAGAAGUUCGGUUCACUAAUGUCCCAGAAAGGACACAAAUAGAUGUAGGCAGAAUACCUUUACAGAGGUUAAAAUUGAAAUGCAUCUUCUGCAGACACCGAGUUAAGAAGGUCUCAGGAGCCUGCAUCCAGUGUUCCUAUGGCCGCUGCCCGGCCUCUUUCCAUGUCACGUGCGCCCAUGCUGCUGGGGUGCUGAUGGAGCCCGAUGAUUGGCCUUACGUGGUGAACAUCACGUGCUUUCGACAUAAGAUCAACUCAAAUGUGAAGUCCAAGGCUUCUGAGAAGGCCGUCUCCGUGGGUCAGACGGUCAUUACAAAGCAUCGGAAUACGCGGUAUUACAGCUGCAGAGUGAUUGCUGUGACAUCGCAAACCUUCUAUGAGGUCAUGUUUGACGAUGGCUCCUUCAGCAGAGACACAUUUCCGGAGGAUAUUGUGAGCCGAGACUGUGUGAAGCUGGGCCCUCCUGCCGAAGGAGAAGUCGUCCAAGUCAAGUGGCCUGAUGGCAAACUCUAUGGGGCAAAGUACUUUGGAUCAAAUGUUGCCCACAUGUACCAGGUUGAAUUUGAAGAUGGAUCCCAGAUAGCAAUGAAGAGAGAGGACAUCUACACCUUAGAUGAAGAAUUACCCAAGAGAGUGAAAGCUCGUUUUUCCACAGCCUCUGAUAUGCGAUUUGAAGACACAUUUUAUGGCGCCGACAUAAUCCAAGGGGAGCGGAAGAGACAAAGAGUGCUGAGCUCCAGGUUUAAGAAUGAAUAUGUGGACGACCCUGUGUACCGCACUUUUUUGAAGAGCUCUUUCCAGAAGAAGUGUCAGAAAAGACAGUAGUCUCCAUACAACACUGCAGGCCACAGAGCAGCUUGGGCCAGAAGAGGGAAGAUGAAGGGACAGCUCUGGGGCUCUGCCAUGUGUUUCGCUGGGGUACGUCACGGGGUGUGUCUCUGACAGUGGUAAAUCAGGCUUCCAGAGUGUGGCCACCAAAAAUACAAAACACACAUGUUAUUAAUUGAACACAGCAAUCUGAAGUCAUCCUCUAGUCUUGCUUCACUUGUGAGCAAUUGUCUUCUGUGAUCCCAAAGACUUUUUCUAAGGGAAAGGAAAUAAUAGUGAAUCACACACUAGAAAAAGCCACCGCUAGAGAGGAGGUGGGUCCCCAGGUAUGGCUUCGGCCCUUUGUCAGGAAACACAUGGAGACUUCUCUCCCAGCGUCAGCAGGCGACAGCCUCCUUACCAGGUGGGAGGGUGAUAAUUUAUGUAUUUUCCACAGUCAGGGAAGGACUCUCACUUAUUUGUUUUAAAUGGCAGUUUUUAUAAAACAUUUUUAAAACACAAAUGGCAUGUAUGGUAGUGAGAUAUACCCCGUGUGUUAUCUGUAUUUCCCGUACAGAACUUUUACAUUUUUUUAUAUUCCUAUUACUUUUGAUUGUGUCUGAUGAGAACUGAGUUGUUGGCCUUUGUGAAAUGAAAUUUUUGGCUCUUGAAGAAUUCUUACAAAUUGUACGGUAAUUUUAUAUAUUUAAAGAGGGAGAUC